CUUGAAGUUAAUAAUUGGCGGCCAGUUGAAGAACGUCUAAUAGUUCCUUAUUGUCUCCCUCUACUUUACUUACUAUGCGGUAUCCUCAUCACAAUUGUGUUUAACGCGCAUAUAUUUCCACAUUCGCUUCUCGUAUAUAUUCCUUCUUGUUUACCAGAGACCAGACACACAUACAUACCCCUGGGCAUAUUUCUCUUCAUUCCUUUUUUUUCUCUCUUCCCGGGUUUGGUUUGGUUGAGUUUAGUCUAGUUUACCUACUCGUUAGCUACUCCCGCAGCCUUACCUAUACCCGACCCAACCCAUCCUAUCCUAAUAAGCAAUCAUGGACCCGAAUGCCUUCCCAUCCGACCUCCGCGGCAUGAUCAAAUGGGCCGGGAACGACGUCCUCACGUACCGCGACGCGACCGUGCAAAUGCAGAACCGGCCCCUGCUCUUCCGGCGGUACGAGGACUAUCCCGAGAGCCACAGCUACGGCGCCCACUCGUCGCCGUCCCAAGGCGGUACCCGGCUGUACGACCCGUCGAGCCUCGGCCAGUCCAACCCGCCACUCCGCCACUCCUCUCCUCCUCCUCUUCUUCCUCAUUACACGGGGACCACAGAAGGCCCAGACCCGCAAACAGCCUCCUCGUACUACGAAAAGCAAGUCUACGAAGCGGAAGAAGAACGGCGGCAGCAGCGGGGCGCGUAUGCGGAAAGACACGGCCACGAGAACGAGUACCGCGACGACGAGGACACGUCCGAGUCCACCGGGUGGGACGAGGAAUACACGUACGCCGCGUCGCAGCAGGACCCGGAGGAAGGAAGCGAGUACUCGGACACGGAAGACGGGCGGUCGUUCGUGACGCAGAACUACAUCCGCGACAAGUACCAGGCGGCGCGGGGGGGAGGGACGGAGGAGGAGCAGCGCAGCUGGGGAUCCAACAACCCGUACUCGGCGACGCAGCAGCAGUUCCGGGUUCGGGGCGCGGUGCCGACGACGAGCGCAGGGGGGGUAGCAGCACCAGCACCAGCAGCAGCUCCCACGCCGCUGACCGCCGCCAACCUGAGCGCCGUGCCGGACGCAACCCGCAACCGGCACGUGUCUGCGCCGCAGCCGCGGCCGCGGCCGCGCUUCUUCUCCACGCUGUCUACCAUCGCCUCGGGCCCCUCGUCGGAAAGACCGCGGCAGCACCGUGCCGAAGCCGCGGCUUUUUCGAGACAUAGAGACCGGGACCGAGAUCGCGAUCGGGACCGGGAUCGGGACCAGGGCCGCAGCAAGAGCCAUCGACGGAGUGCCGCUGUGGACUUGAGCGGGGUGUUCGCCUUUCCUGCAAAACUAAGGACGAUGAGAAGAGACGCUUAAAUCGUCUUCUGGAUACUAUGCAGAAGAUGAUGAUGUCUCACCUCCUCGUCCGUAAAAGGGGAUGAUAAC
Daldinia caldariorum is the source of this 1411-nucleotide messenger RNA. RefSeq lists its product as uncharacterized. The transcript has a single exon. NCBI's taxonomy places the organism in Eukaryota, Fungi, Ascomycota, Sordariomycetes, Xylariales, Hypoxylaceae. The coding region runs from base 323 to 1342 and encodes 339 amino acids. The record is from RefSeq and is a predicted model, not a curated record.